Molecule: messenger RNA, 3619 nt
Organism: Acanthopagrus latus (yellowfin seabream)
Lineage: Eukaryota; Metazoa; Chordata; Actinopteri; Spariformes; Sparidae
Gene: aldh16a1
Product: aldehyde dehydrogenase 16 family, member A1
Exons: 17
Coding region: 1-2388 (795 amino acids)
Molecular function (GO): oxidoreductase activity, acting on the aldehyde or oxo group of donors, NAD or NADP as acceptor
Source: RefSeq, a predicted model, not a curated record
AUGGCUGGUAACACCAUCAAGACAGUGCACGAUAUUUUUCAAAGCAUGGAGUACGGACCUGCAGCAACUCCCAGCUAUGCCACUGCACAGGCCUGGCUGGAUCACCAUUCCCGUUCUCUGGGUCUGUUCAUCGAUGGCAAGUUUGUUUGUCCAGCAGACAGACAGAGGCGCCCCCUUACUGAUUCUAAAGGUGUUGAGGUGUGCAGCACGGUUUGCGCCGUGGAGGACGACAUUUCCCAGUGCGCCUCCUCCGCAGUGAACGGCUUCAAGGCCUGGAGUGUCCUGAGCUGCUACCAGAGGGCCAAAGUGCUGCUCAGGUUGGUUAGCGCUCUCGGGCAGCACGGCCAGUGUGUGUCGGAGCUGUGCGAGCUGUGUGGGGCCUCCUGCUCGUCCUCCACCCUCAUCAGACAGCUGCAGUACUACAGCAGUUGGGCUCAGCUCAGAGACACUCUCAUCACCAGCUGGACACCAUUGGGUGUGGUGGCAGUGGUUGUCUCUGAUGACUGCUCUCUUUAUUCCCUCAUGCUCAAAGUCUUACCAGCACUGGCCAUGGGCAACUCUGUCAUCAUCGUCCCUGGUCUGAACACCGCCCCUCCAGCGCUCCUAUUGGCACAGCUUUUUAUUGGAGCAGGACUUCCUGCCGGUGCUCUUAAUGUUCUAACAGGAAGUGACGUGUCGCUGUGUGCUAAAGUGGCUCAGAACCCCAGUGUCAGCUAUGUCACCUACAGCGGCAACAAGCAGGAUGGGGUGAUGCUGUGCAAGGCCACAGCAGGGAUGGGCGUUCCACUCUCUGUCUCCCCCUGCAUCGGCGCCACGUGUCCCUUCAUCAUCUUCGAGUCAGCUGACAUUGACAGCGCAGUGGAUGGAGUGAUAGAGACUGCCUUCAAGAAGAAAAGAGAGGUCCACUGGGUGCUGUGUGUGCAGGAGAGCAUUGUGGACAAUGUUGUGACCCGUCUCAGGCUCCGUAUGGCAGGGAUGAAGUGUGUGGCCCUGCACAGUGACAGAGACAGAGUCCUGGUGGAUGCUGCUAUCCAAGAAGCUCAGCAGCAGGGGGCCAAGCUGAUUCAGCCCUGCAGUGUCCCCCCGUCAGGUGCCCAGUACCCUCCCACGGUACUCUGUGGGGCGGCCCCCCCUUCUCCGUUUGUUGUCUGCCCCGCCCCGGGACCACUGCUGCCUCUCAUGACCUUUAGAACCCACACAGAAGGAGUGACCCUCGGAAACCACACUCCUCAUGGCCAGGCCGCCUCUAUCUGGACUGAAGACCUCACACUGGCACUGGAGACAGCCAGGAGCCUGUCAGUUGGCUCUGUGUGGGUGAAUUCCCACUCUGUGUCUGACCCCUGUAUGCCGGUCUCUGGUCACAAAGACAGCGGCACCUGCGUCGAUGGAGGACAGGAGGGUCUGUACCAGUUCCUGUGUCUGCCCUCUUCUUCUCCUCCUCUCCCUCGCUCCUCCCCUGUCUCUAUGGACUACUCAACCUUUGGAACAGCAUCAUGCCCGGCUAUCAUUCCUGAUGAUUCAGACCCCGCCAGUGCUCCUAAGCACUACCUGCAAUUUGUCGGCGGUAAAGCUUGCAAAUCAGUGUCUGGCUGCAGUCUGGCUGUGCAGUCCCCAGGGGGCAGCGGUGUGUUAGCCUACUGUCCAGAUGGAGGCAGGAAAGAUGUCCGUAAUGCUGUGGAGGCGGCUAUCAAAGUACAGCCUGGCUGGAUGAAGAAGAGCCCCUCUGCACGUGCUCAGUCACUCUACUCUCUGGCUAAGGGUCUGGAGGCAAAGAGGCGGGACAUAGCUGCGUCAAUCAACGUCCAGUCUGGUGUUUCAAUGGAUGAGGCUGAGAAGGAGGUAGAGCUCAGCAUAGCCAGGCUCAGUGAUUGGGCGGCUUACUGUGACAAAGUCCAAGGUGGAGCUCUGCCUAUGCCACAAUCCGGCUCUGCUCUGUCCUUCCCUGAAGCCCUGGGAGUUGUGGGGGUUGUCCUCCCUGACAACAAUCCCCUCCUCUCCAUGGUAACACUUCUUGGGGCAGCCAUUGCCACAGGUAAUGCCGUUGUCAUGGUUCCGUGUCAGAAGUAUCCACUACCAGCCUUGGCAUUCAUUCAGGUGCUCCAAUCUUCAGACCUGCCAGCAGGUUUAGUAAAUAUCAUUACAGGAGGCAGAGACCAGAUGACAGUGGCUCUGGCUAAUCACAGUGUCAUCAAGGCCAUCUGGUACUGGGGCAGCGCUGAGGGCUGUCAGUACCUCCAGUACACCUGCACCAGUCCUCUGAAAACACUGAGGCUCUUCUGCCAGAAGGAUGAUGAAGGAAAAGACUGGACUCAGUCUCACCCCUCAUUCAUGGAAGAGAUGUGGAGAAAUGCUGUCCAGUGGAAGAGUGUCUGGAUUCCUACUGCAUAAGAAGACCGAGGGAGGGAGAAUAAAAGAUGGUGACAAGAAAGAAGGGGGAGAGUUGCAGAUAUCUGCUGAUUCAACAUCAGCAUGUAAAUAACUGCUGGAUGUAGAUUUAAACGGAAGGAGCAAAGAUUAGCCGUCACUGUAAAUCAUGAGAUAUUGGUGAACAAUAUCCAGACAACAAUUAAUAAUAAUGAUGAUACUAAUUAUAAGAUGUAGUUAACUGUGUGAAGUGCCUUCCUCCAUAGUUACUGUUGCUGCACUUGUCAAAUGCCUUCCUUGACUUUAAGAGAAUGGCUCUGGCCACUUGUUGCUAGAAUUAACAAAGUGUGUAUUCUGAUACAUAAUAAAGUGAAGGCCAGGAUUUGUUAAGCAGCCUUUAAGUGAUUGAGAAGAAUGAGAAAGGUAGAGCCAAAACAUAUUAACAGGAGAGACCACAGAGAGUGAGUCUGGCUUACAUUUUGCUAAUAUGUAACAAAACAAACAUACAAACCUAGACAGGAGAUUUUGAAAGUAUUAAGCUAAAAUUCUUAAACUUACUUUGAUGAAGGUCGUAUGUAAGCAGCACUAUUGAUGUAUUAAAGUGAGAUAAAAAAAAAAAAACUGUCAGUGAUAUCAAAAAUCUACAAGGGGAAAUUGUCAUAUCAUGUUCGUUCUUUAUGAUGAAGACAGCCAUUCUGCAAUCGUAUAAACGAUACUGAUGACUUUCUACCUCUGUCCUCUUGCUGUUUACUAUUUAGUUACAUUUGUUUUUCCAGGCAGACAUUCAGGUAGCAGAGUCCUGAAAUGGUAUUCAGAAAGCUACAGAUGUUUUUCAAGUGCCACGGAGAAAAACGGUUAAAUUUGUAAUUGUUGAAAUAAAAUAUAUAAGUUGUAGUUAAAAUGUUUAACUAUUUUUUUUUUUUUUUUUUUUUUUUUUAACCACAAAAACAUCACUUUUUGCAAUAUACAACUUGAAACCUGUUCUGCCUUAGAGUUCUAUCAAUAACUGAACGAUAUGUAAACUCAAUCCAAAUAUGCCAAUCAAGUGUACUGUAUAUCUCUAUCACUGUACAAUAAACUAGCUUUUAUCCUUGGAGGUACACUUAAUGCAAACAUUCCUAGUAAAAUAUAGCUCUCCAUGUUCAAGUUAACAUUGUAAAAAAUAUAAAAUCUGUGUAUGUUUUUCCAGAGUAUGACACUGUGAGUCUCACUGUCUUAAAGCCCAAAUAAAACAUGUGAUCAUUUCAUUGAUUUA